AUGGCUCAUCAAAAAAAUACUGUCUUCCCGGUACCUUAUGUUGCUAAGUUGGGAAAAAAGCUUGAGCCAGGUCAAACUUUAGAGAUCCAUGGUACUAUUGGGUCUGACCCUUCAGAAUUUGAGGUCAAUCUGCUCACGGAUUCACCUAAUAUUGAGACAGCAACAGCUACUAUUCUUCACGUGAAAGCUCGUUUUAAAGACAAUAAACUGGUCUUCAACACUUAUGAAAAUGGCAAAUGGGGCAAAGAAGAGAAGUCAUCUAAUCCUUUCAAGAAAGAUGAAAAGUUUGACCUUCGCAUUAGAGUUCAUCCUGAUAAGUUCGAGAUAUAUGGAAAUCAAAAAGCGCUUCAUGUUUAUAAGGCUCACGUGAACAUUAACGCAGAAUACUUGGCAGUUCGAGGGGAUGUUUCUUUACAUGCCGUGCAGUGGGGUGGCCAAUUUUAUCAUUUACCAUUUGAAACAUAUUUCGAACAUGGCUCUCUGAAAUCUGGAGGUCAGCUUAAGAUCACCGGUAUUCCAAAAGGUGACCGAUUUGAGGUCAAUUUUCUUUCAAAUCAAGGUGACAUUCUUUUCCACUUCAAUCCACGUUUCAGCGAAAAACAGGUGGUCCGGAAUUCAAGAAUUAAUAAUGUUUGGGGAGAUGAAGAACGUGAAGGUCUGUUUCCUUUCACAAAGGAUGUUAUUACGGAUUUGGUUUUCCAUAACGAACCGUUUUCUCUUCAGAUUUAUGCAGAUGCAAAGCAUUACGUCACUUAUGCGCAUCGCACACCAAAGCCUGAAGAAGAUUAUAAAGGAUUUCGGAUUGGCGGUGAUUUUGAACUAACACGAAUUGAAUUUAUUAAUUAA
Thelazia callipaeda (thelaziosis nematode) is the source of this 846-nucleotide messenger RNA. NCBI's taxonomy places the organism in Eukaryota, Metazoa, Nematoda, Chromadorea, Rhabditida, Thelaziidae. The record is from the annotation of a GenBank genome assembly.